CAAAUUACAACCAAAAUAGUCACCAAACAUUUUAAACUACAUGAAACCAAAAUUUGAUUUUUGGUCACUUUCACCGGAAUAUGAUGUUAUUAAUCAUUUAUUGAUAUAAAGAAUAAAGCCAAGCCACAACUAGUUUGUAAUACUAGUGUAGAAUUAUUUAUUGAUAUAGUGACGUCAUAUAUUUUAGUAAAAGUGGUUGAAAAUCGAAUUUUGGUUAUAGUUUAAAAUAUUCGAUCACUUUUUUUAAUUUUUAUUUUAUCAAGAAGAGGAUACAAGUACCAAAUAAGAUUGUAACUAGCAAAAUGGUACUGUAGGAGAUAACUGGAGCAAGCCCUUUUACAUACUAGAGUACGACUCUUGUUCCAUAAGCAUAGGAACAAGAAGCUAGCAUGGCAGACGAUAAGCCACAGACUCUGAUAUGCACCAUUGUAGCAGUAGACACCACCAACGACUUCUCGUACUUGGUUUGUUCAGUCUGCGAAAAGCCCCUUCAUAACCCCAUUUCACCCUGCAAUUUCUGCAAUCGCAACGCCUUCAAUUCCUCUUCUUUUCCUUCCAAACGCCUCUUUCGCCUUCUUAUGUCAAUUGCAUCAGAUACAAAGGUAUUUAGGGUGAUAUGCUUUGAUAGGGCUGCUAAAGUUUUGCUUGGUUGUUCUGCUGGUGAAUUCUUCGAUUUCGCAAAGCUUCAUCCUUUUGCAGCUUCAAAUGCUGGAAGGAUCUUGGAAGGUGAAAUGUGUCGGAUGACAUUGGCGAAACCAAAGAAUGGUAAUGCUCAACAUCUGCGCGUUGCAUCUGUUGUUCCUCUGAGCUCUGGCUUUCAGCCAGUAAUUCAGUCAUUGAAAGAACACUAUGGAGUGCACUAGUUCUUAACUUUAUCUAUUUGUAUAUUGGGGCUCAGUUACCGUCUUAAAGUUGUUAAAGAUCAAGGCAUUUAUGGAUACUAGAUGUUUUGAAAAUCUUCUUGUUAGAUAUAACAAUGGGUAGUUGUGGGAACUUGAGUGCAUUGAAGGCUUAUUACUUUCAUUGAGACUGAGAUAGGCUUAUCAUGUUACAUAACAAAACAGACAACACUGAUCUCUGCAAGUUUUCUACAGUUUUCCUUAUCCAAACUUGUUCACGGUUGUACUUUAGUUGUACCGAUUUAGUGAUGAACUUGUUAUUGUAGAGAGCUGAUGAUAGACAGUAGCUAUGGCCUACAGAUAUAGAUGUGUGGUUUGUGAUUAGAAGCCACUUUGUAUUACUGUGAUUUGCAAAGUGAAAUGAAUUUUUGCAUCCUUAACACUAGUAUCUGUAGUAUGUGAAUGGAUUGCUUAUACCAGUUUGGGUUU
Molecule: messenger RNA, 1328 nt
Organism: Chenopodium quinoa (quinoa)
Lineage: Eukaryota; Viridiplantae; Streptophyta; Magnoliopsida; Caryophyllales; Amaranthaceae
Exons: 3
Coding region: 390-863 (157 amino acids)
Source: RefSeq, a predicted model, not a curated record